Glarea lozoyensis ATCC 20868 is the source of this 1134-nucleotide messenger RNA. RefSeq lists its product as uncharacterized. Gene Ontology annotation, cellular component: cytosol. The record is from RefSeq and is a predicted model, not a curated record. The transcript has 2 exons. Gene Ontology annotation, molecular function: tRNA binding; sulfurtransferase activity. Lineage: Eukaryota; Fungi; Ascomycota; Leotiomycetes; Helotiales; Helotiaceae. Gene Ontology annotation, biological process: tRNA wobble position uridine thiolation. Bases 1 to 1134 code for a protein of 377 amino acids.
AUGCCUGGAGAGAUACUUGCUCAAAAUUCGAGCGACGCCCCAUUGUGUCAGAGAUGUGGUACAGAGGCUGCGACUCAUAAUGUUCGCUCAGAGGAUGUGUGCAGUAAUUGCUUCUCCCAGUAUGUACAAACCAAAACCAUCAAACGGAUGGAAACCUACCGGAUCAGAGGAUCAUCUGCAAAGACACCAAGGAAACUUCUUUUCCCACUUUCCUUUGGCCCAUCAUCGGCGUCCUUGUUACAUAUAUUAGAUCAGCAUCUCCGGGGUCAAUAUGAUAGGAUGAAGAGGACAUCAUACGAGUUGUAUGUGGUACACAUAAAUGUAUACGUCGACCCAGUGGAUCGAAAGGAUGCAGAUGAAAUGUUGGAGAAAUACAAAACCAGAUAUCCUAGACACAAUUACGCGAUUUUCAAUCUUGAAGAAGCGCUGGGGUUGGAUGGUAUAGAUUGGAAGGCUCUUGGUUUGGAAAACUCCGACUCCAUGGCACCAUCAGCUGAACGAUUGCAAAAGCUGCUUGGGUCCAUGUCUUCUGCUACUUCCCGGUCAGAUAUUGUUUCUACAUUACUCGCACGGCUCCUAGUGGACGUGGCGAAACGGAACAGCUGUGAAGGCACCCUAUUUGGUGAUUCUACAACUCGUCUUGCAGAGAAGACCUUGACAGAAACAGCCAAAGGAAGAGGAUUUUCAUUACCCUGGCAAAUCUCUGAUGGAACUUCACCACAUGGAAUCACCUUUUAUUAUCCAUUAAGAGACAUUUUAAAGAAGGAAAUCAUGUCUUUUUCUACACUUACCUCACCACCACUCACAGAUCUGAUCGUCCAGCCUCACCCCACUUCUCAAAUUUCUGCCUCCUCGAAGCUGACCACGAUCGACGAUUUGAUGGCCCAAUAUUUUGAGUCAGUAGAGGAGAACUUCCCGAGUAUUGUGGCAAAUGUGGUCCGAACUACUAGUAAGCUUCAGUCUCUACCGAAUGAAACUACGGAGGCAUGUGGGUUAUGUGGACUUCCAGUAGCUGUUGGGACAGACGGUAUUCAUGGUUGGGGAGGUGACCAGAAUUCGGAAUCGCGGCCUGGUAAAGAUGACACUUAUCAUGGUAUUCUCUGCUACGGAUGCUCGAGGUCUAUGAACAGUUGA